ACACUUUUCAGUUUGUUUAUAAAUCUCUUUACCAUCGCAUUUUCAUUGCGCAAAUGAAAUCGCCACCUCUCGAUCGUUAUUUUGUUGGCAUCGUGUGCUUUAUUUUGGUUAACACUGGAUAAAGAUAUUUCCCUUCUUUCCUUUGUUCUGUUUCUGUCCUCUUUAGCUAACAUUAAUUUUUAGCUCUCUCUUUUUUUCUCGCUUUUUUGGUAACAUCUUCGCCACUUUCAUUGGUAAACUCUUGCAGAUAAACUCUCUGUUUCUCCUUGUGUCUAUCCAUAUCUAUCUCCUUUACUUUAACCAGUUUUUUGCCUCGGCUUGUAAUAUUUAAAAUCUAAUGACAGUUCAACCUAAAGUAUCCUCGUCUCUGUACCAGAUUAAUCAAUACAAAUUGUCUCAUUAAGAAAGUCAAUCAUAAUCUUCAAUUUUCUUCUCUAAAUGCUCACCUCCUUCUCAUUGACAGUCGUGUCGUGUCUGUUUUACUUGACUCGUCUUUUAACAAAAUGUCCAAUAACCACGAUUACAUGUAAUUAACUCACAUUCUGUGUUUGUAAUUAACUGAUUGGUGUUCAUUUUAUUAAAAAAAAAGGUCCAUUGAAAAAGCAGACUAGGACACAUCAAACAACAGUAUCAAUUAAAAUCAACAAGAAACAAGCAAAGUGAUAGAGAAAAAAGAGAGAAAAGAACAAGAAGGAAAAAAAAGUUUUCUCUACUUACCGAAAAAUCUCACCAACACCUCCUAUCUUCACAGUCAUCAUCCUAAAACAGCAGCAGUAGCCGCAGCAACCAGCAAUAACGUAUUAUUUCUUCCAUUGGUUCCAUCAUCAGCAUGGUGAAAACGUGAUAAAUUUAGAUCGACACACAAGAAAAGGAGACAUCAAACACAAAAAGAAACAACCACGUACCAUUUCAAUAUUAGAAUGCGAGAUGGACGAGAAUUACUGCAAUGCCCGACUCCUGGGUGUGAUGGAAUGGGACACGUUUCGGGCAACUAUGCAACUCAUCGAAGUCUUUCUGGGUGUCCUCAUGCUGACAGAUCUCAAGUCCAAGCUCAACAUGUCGAACUUAAGUGUCCAACCCCGGGUUGUGAUGGAUCCGGUCACAUUACCGGCAAUUAUUCAUCCCAUCGUAGUCUCUCAGGAUGUCCGAGAGCUAAUAAACCAAAGAAAUCUUCCCUGAUAAAAAAAUCAAUCGUCGAAAGGCAAGAAGCUGAACCCAACAUUCGUUGCCCAGUAACUGGGUGUGAUGGUACUGGACAUAUAACCGGAAAAUUUUCAUCCCAUCGAAGCGCCUCUGGUUGUCCAAUAGCUGCUCGAUCUGGAAGGUCUAGAGGAGAAUCUGUAUCUAGUAUGUCACCUCUCGGAAGUGGGGGAGAAUCAAAUGAUAUAAGUGAAACAAGAUCCUCUAAACAUGAAGGAUUGAGCUGUCCAACACCUGGUUGUGAUGGCUCUGGUCAUAUAACCGGUAGCUUUUUAACCCAUCGUAGUCUAUCAGGGUGCCCAAGAGCAAAUUCAAGUCAUGUAUAUGGUACAAGUAAUGGUAUUUCAGUGGCGACCUCAUCAUCAUCAUCACCAGCCUCUAUGGCUAACUGUCUUAAUCAAGUUAAGCAGUGUGAUAAUAUCAAUACAGUUGGUUAUGGUAGCAAUAUUGGUACGGGUGGUAGUGGUGCUGGAGGUGGUAUAUGUGUUGAUGGUAAUAGUAGUUGUAGUAGUAAUGCUGGCUCUGGAGGUUCAGCGAGCCGAAAUUUCGGAAACAAAUUAGAUGAUUUAACAAAUACUCUCAAUGUAACGAUGAUUUGGACACCAAAUUAUGGUACCAAUGGUAAUCAUAUCAGCCAAGCUGGUAGUGUGACUAAUAGUGUAUCAAGCUGCUCAUAUGCUUCUAUGGAGCAAGAAGGGAACUUUGAUCAACACCAAGACGAUAUUAAAAGCUUAGAAGACGAAAUCUAUGAACUUCAAGAGUCAAACGCCAAAUAUGAAAAUGAAAUGAUGAGAGUGAAAUCAGAUAUAAAUCACAUUGAGCAACAAAUUAAGCACACUGAAAGGGAAAAUCAACAAAUUAGUAAACAAACAGCCUACUUAACGGAAUAUUAUGAAUCUUUGAGGAAUAAUUUCAUAUCAAUUUUGGACAAUGUACGAGUGCCCAAUCUCGAGGAGAAGCCUUCUACUGACAAUUUUGACACCUUUUUGAAUGAGCUAUCACAAUUGUUCACUGAAAGUUAUAAGGACGAAAACAAAGCUAUAUUUACAUCUAUGAAACAAGCUCUUCAAGAUUUUCCUGUAACAACGCCUCAACCUCCAAACUACUCACCAAUUCUUUCGGAUUUAGAUUUUUCUUGAAGAUCUCAUCCCAGGUUAAAAAUUUCAUUUCAUCCUCAUGAUACUAUCCAAUGGAAUAGCUGUCUCUCAAGACUGCCGUAGCGAUAUGGUUUCUUUAUUUUUUUGAACUCAACCAACUUUUAUCGGAUCUCAAACAACAACUAUACAACUUUUCAGCCUCUUCAAUAUUUUGUUUAACCCUUUACAAUUAUUUUACUCUUUAAUGUUAACAAGCUACUAGUUUAUGUACAAUAUUGAUCUAGUCAUGGAUGGGUCUUCAGAAGCUAUCCAAAUCAAUGUGAACCUGAAAAUUUGAAGUCAGCAAGAACAUGAAAAGAAACCAAAACUCUUAAAGGAUCAGUGACACACGAUUUGUGAUACAUUUAUUAUGUAUAUCUAUAAAAGUUUAUUUAAAUGUUCACAUUUGCAACGUGUAAAUGAAAAUGAAGACGGAACCAAAAUUGCUCAGGUUUAUACUAGCGAUAUUUAUUUUCUUUCAAACCAUCGUCAACCUCACAACGUUGAAUUGCAGAUAAACAUCUACUCAAAAUCCUUGUUACUGUUAUUUCUUGUCAAUGAAAAAAGUCCAUCAUCAACUUGGAAAAUUUAAAUCAUUCUUAAGCGCAUUGAUGGUCAAUUAACCAGGAAUAUAGUAACCAAGCUAUCAACGUGGGAACGACUUGUUAUAUAUUUGAUUAGUUUGCAUGGCACAAGGAGAUGUAAAAGUUAAUCUGGAGAGAAAUGCUGAGGACAAAAAAAUAUUGGAAAAUAAUAAUUAAAUUUAAUAAUAAUAAUCAUAAUAAUAUUAACAAUAUCAAUUGCAAAACAAAAACCAAGUCAACUGAAGAUCCGAAUCUGCAAUAUCAAGUCUAGACAAAGAGCGCACAUCAUAUUGAUGGAAAAAUGGCCGAAGUUACCCGAGUAAACCAAAAAUGAUUCAACAUUCAACUAUGUGUAAAUGAAAAUGAAACUUCUGCUGACAGAUUCAAUUAACCAGGAAGAUUGAUUCUUCUAAUUAUACUUUGGCCACUUUCUCUUUCUCUUUUCUUCAACUCUUUUUCAUUUAAUUUCUCUCAUCUUCUCUUUUCUCAUCUUCAUCCUUUUUUCCAAUUGCAGAAUGAUAACUCACUUGGCUACCCAUUUUAUCAUCUUUAUGAUGAUGCGAAUGCGCUUUUAACAUUGGAUGGAAAACUCCUUUUUCUGUAAAUUAAAGAACCAUUGUUUAAAUUAUUGCAAUUAACAGUAUUUAAACUCAUCUAA
Molecule: messenger RNA, 3578 nt
Organism: Tetranychus urticae (two-spotted spider mite)
Lineage: Eukaryota; Metazoa; Arthropoda; Arachnida; Trombidiformes; Tetranychidae
Source: RefSeq, a predicted model, not a curated record